AGUAAAAGCCACGAUGUAGGUAGAGAAAAAUGUGAGCGAAAACGAAGAGAAGCAGAAAUGUAAAAUAACUGGCCACACAAAUAACUAUAGUAUUGUGAAAUUAAGUAUUAUAAGAGCCAGUCGCAGGCGAAAUAACUUCUGCAGAUAUAUAUGAAAAUAAGCGCAAAACUACGGGAGAUAUAAUUAAAAAAUCGAAAAUGGAUAAGUGAAAAUACUCCAUGAAUUCAGAUACUGCUGAUGCUAUUAAGGAUUGAUUUACGGUUAAGUUAUGGGUUGAAUUGAAUGUGAUGCGCGAACUUGCAAAGAACAUACAUAUACAUAGGUAUUAUAUACUUUGUGGGUGGGAAAAAGAAGACUAAAAACGAAUUUGAUUAUGAGUUAAUUUAAGAUCCAUACGAUGCAGCGGAAUUGGUGCAGUUAUGCUCUGACUUGGCAGAGACUGGAAGACGCCGUUACCGAAAUUUACUGCCAAAAAUGGAUACAUAAUACUACGUCUGUGGAGUUAUAAAAAAUGUAGUAUAUUGUGGAAGACAAAUCUCGCAAAGUGGACUCACCAAAUUGCCCCUCCUCCCAUUAUGACUGUGAUAAUAAUAAAGAAAAAUGCAAAAAACUAAAACAGAAAUUGCUGUAAAUUGAACGAAAAAUUGUUAAACGGGGCGGAUGAGUAACAUAUGAAAGUGAAAUACGAAAUGUAAAUAAAAAUUACGUCAAAUUCAUAACCAAUACACCAGUAAAGCUUUAAAUAUAUUCGUGCGGUAAAAUAGUGACUUUAAGUCAUUGUGUCCGACUCAUAUCAAGAAAGGAGUCCAUCGAGAAGUAAAUCAUGUGCUGCAUUUAAGAUAUAUGUAUAAACAUUUGAACGAAUGUUUAAUAUAACAUUAAGGAUAAAGAUAAUAUGAACAAGAUGUUGUAACUACCCUUAGUAAAGUAGUUAUUGCCGUGCUUUAGAUGUAAACAAAACACCAAUUUAUUAGCAAUUAAAUGUUUUAAAAUAUUACCAAUAACUUUUACGAAAAAAUAAUUUGGUACGAAGAUUAAACACUUUUUUUAGAAAUCUACGUUUUGUUGCAAUAAGAACUAUCCGUAAAAAUAAUAGAAAAAUAUCCACUAGCAACAAAGUUUCAUAAAUAAUUCGAAAAACUGUUAUAUUUAAGAUAAAGUAAUUAUGUAUCAGGUGUUUUACCAGUAAUAGGCGAGCCACGAAAACACUUUAAUAAACCGACAGACUGCAAAAAAUUUAUGAGAAAAAAAUAUGUGAGUAUAGUGAUUCAUAAUUCAUACUAAGACUUUGUUUAUAACAAUUCAUUUGAGAGUUUACAUAGAAAUCAUAUGGAAUUAAAGAGAAAAAAAUAAAAAUAAAAAUAAUUAAAAUGAAACUUUGAAAUUAUUCCAAAUUUAAAUAUUCUUAAAAAUUACAAAACCGCAAAAGAAUACUUUAUUAAAAUAAUAUGCAUACUUUGUGAGUGCUCUGAUGUAAAAUAAAAGUUUAAAUAUGAAACUAAAAAUAAAAAUAAUUACAACAAAAAUAGAUCAAAAAGCAUAUAGCCCAAUAGUAAAAUUUACAAAAUAGCAGAAUUUAUAUACAUGAAAACAUUUUCGUAAACAAAAAGACAUAAUACAAAAUUAGGGAAUUUAAUGUGCAGUUUACAAAUACAAUAAUAGCAAAAGAGUUUAAGUAAAAAUACUUAAAACCAAAAAUCCUGUAGUCACGAAUAUCGGAAAUAUACCUACAUACUUGUUGGCAAACAUCAAUAUAUAUGCACAUAUACAAGCAUACAUGUACAUAUGAAGAGGCAACGAUCUACUUACGAACAAACUUAUAUAUGUGCACACGAAUAUAUUUAUAUAUGAACAAAAAAUAAACGUUCUUAAACUAAAAAUCUGUAACAGCAUCUACACCAAAAAAUUAUAUUAAUUACUUGUUACUACGUAAAAUACGAUAAAAAGUCAGCAUGGAAAAUAUAUAUUAGAAAUUAGUGGCCCAUAAACUCAUCAACGUAUUUCGUACAAAAGAAAAAUUAUACUCACUCAAAAACAUUCAUAAAAACAGGUAAUAACAAUUUGUGAAAAAUAAAAGAGGCUUAUAGCAAGCUGCUACAAAAACCAAUUUUCAAUACCACCGCCACUUUUUUGAUAUCCUGCAUACGGACAAUCAACUGAAUAAGGUAAUCGGUCUUCAUAACUGAGCAUAUGGCGGUAUGACGUAUGUCAAUUGCUCAGAAACGUAGAUAAGCAAAAUUUCAUGGUAUUAGGAAAGGGAACGCAUACAAAACAGACGAAGAGGUGAGAAAUAGCAACUGUGAUUCUGAUAACAGUGGCAGCUGGUGGUAAACAACUCUAUCACUCAAUUGACAUUAACGUCACAGUAUUCAACACUGCUAGUGAACAGCUGAGCGUUUAUACUAUAAUAGAAACAACAGUUGCUACAACUGGACUAAUCCUAUAUUUAUAUCAAGGAAAACAAAUAUUGAAAGCUCAAGCUAACGAAAUUUCAAGAGCUUUAUCGUAAUCAAUUUAAACUUAAUAGCUUUUCCUCACGCACUCGUUACGACAGAGCUUUCAAAACUAUACUAAAAGCUUUCAAUAUUGUUGUUACGAAAACCUGUUGCUCAAAUAACAAGUGGGAUAUACAUUUAAAAUUAAAUAGUCUCCAGCCAGCAGCCGUUAAAAGAAGUCGUUAAAACAUAAUAUUAAGUAUAUAAUACGUCAAGUAUAAAAUAGCAUUACACAUUUAUAUUCGUGUAAUGCCUAUCCCGGCUACCUCUUCCAAGAAAACAACCUCGCUCUACUACUAUUUCGCUCUCUACUUUUCCCACUACAAGGACUCACCGAUACCUAUAAAACAAAUUUUCAUAGGAGGUUAAUUAAACAUGUCUUAUAUACCCGAUGAUGCCAGUAGUAUGAGUGACGACGUUUUUGAAGAUCCCGAAACUACUCAGCGUCGUCUAGAGGAGACUAUACGCCAUCGUGUUGAUUUUGGUGCCAGUGGUGGAGGUAGCAGUGGUCUUGGUUCCAGUAUUGGCGGAAGCAGCAGUAAAGCAUGCAGUACCGGUUAUCCAGGCUAUCGUCCGCCCGUUAAGGCAUUGCAGAUGUAUGCACUUGAAGAUGCGGUAUUUCAUGAAGACAUUGACCAAGGCGAAUAUGAAGAUGGUUGGCGUUCGUAUCGCUACGAUGAAGUGGGCAUGUAUACUCAACCACCACAACAGCCUUUCGAUGAUACGGUAAAUCACAAGACAAUAUUGCUUGGCGAUUCUGGCGUAGGUAAAACUUCUUUCCUAGUUAAGUACAAUACGGGCGAAUUUCGUUUGGGUUCCUUUUCUGCGACAGUUGGUAUCGCAUUAACGGUGAUUAUGUUGGGUGAUUCAGGGGUCGGAAAAACAUGCGUGCUCAUCCGAUUUUAUGAUGGGAAAUAUAUGCCAAACUACUACAUAACCACAGUUGGCAUUGAUUUCCGGAAUAAGGUGGUGGUCGUAGAUGGCACGCGCGUCAAGUUGCAAAUUUGGGACACAGCUGGUCAGGAACGUUUUCGCAGUGUCACACAUGCCUAUUAUCGAGAUGCACAUGCACUUCUUUUAUUAUAUGACGUCACCAAUAAAACCACCUAUGACAACAUUCGCGCAUGGCUCGGUGAGAUAAGGGAAUAUGCACAGGAUGAUGUUGUGAUUGUGCUUAUUGGAAAUAAAGCAGACUGCAGUAACAGCGAAAGGCAGGUAAAGCGGGAAGAUGGAGAGCGUUUAGCGCGGGAACACAAUGUGCCGUUCAUGGAAACAUCAGCAAAAACGGGAUUGAAUGUCGAACUUGCUUUCUCUGCUGUCGCUAGGCAACUAAAAUGUCGUGGCACCGUAAAUGGCGAUGAUGGAAAAUUCAAUGUGCAUGAUUUCGUACGUGACAAUACACGUGCACGCACAAUGUGCGCGCAAUGCAAGUCCAUGUAGUGUUGUGCGGUUUACUCUGUUAUUUGCCAAAAAGAAAUAUGAAAUAAAAAUAAGAAAUGAUGAAAUGUGUAAACAGAAAGUAUGGUGAAUGUAUUUUAAUUUGAAAGUUUUUA
Messenger RNA from Anastrepha ludens (Mexican fruit fly), 4048 nucleotides. RefSeq names its product ras-related protein Rab-26 (gene Rab26). The transcript is spliced from 7 exons. Gene Ontology annotation, cellular component: endosome; Golgi apparatus. Lineage: Eukaryota; Metazoa; Arthropoda; Insecta; Diptera; Tephritidae. The coding region runs from base 2871 to 3935 and encodes 354 amino acids. Gene Ontology annotation, molecular function: GTPase activity; GTP binding. The record is from RefSeq and is a predicted model, not a curated record.